GUGGCUAGAUUAGCUCCUUCUGGGUCCCACUACCUGACUGUUCGCGGCGAUCACCAGCUUCGACUACAUCCAAACUGCAUUUUGUACAGCGCAACAUUGAAAUGGCCAGCCUGGAUUUUGUUCACUAAUGUAUUCUUAACUUCGGGUACCUCGGACGACAGCAACUCCUGGCGGCCCGUGGACGACGGUAACAGCGCUCCAACGUGCGUUAGCGGUGUGAGCGCCAUACAACCUGACUGGCUUCUUGAACUUGCACCCCACUAUUACGAAUUUGGGACCGACCGUGAACAUCUAGAGAAAGCAUUCCUCGCGUCACGUUAACAGCUUCUUCACGUGUCACGCCUUGUAAAGAUAACACAUUCUGGCUAAUUUUGCCGUUGUACACAUCUGCAUGCACUAUCUGUUCGUAUUAAACGUUCUUACUCUUAGUCAACCUCAUUCCGUUGCAUUUCUGUUCAGAACGAAUACGGUGCGAUCGGAAGAUUCCAGCCAUCGCAUGUUUUUAAUAACUCACAGUUGUGUAUAGCACAGUGGUUGACGUGAUUAUGUGCCAAACACCGUCCGUUUUGUUCACUUCGGACCUGAGGUCAUUUGAUCAUUCUCUUUUUAUGACAAAUCCUAAUUCGAUUACUGUUACCAUUUACAUAGUCUUCUGGCAAUGAACGUUGUAAAGCUUGUCAAGCGAAAGUGUCCUGCAC
Molecule: messenger RNA, 698 nt
Organism: Dicrocoelium dendriticum
Lineage: Eukaryota; Metazoa; Platyhelminthes; Trematoda; Plagiorchiida; Dicrocoeliidae
Source: the annotation of a GenBank genome assembly